Messenger RNA from Plutella xylostella (diamondback moth), 1058 nucleotides. Its product is annotated as transcriptional adapter 1-2. NCBI's taxonomy places the organism in Eukaryota, Metazoa, Arthropoda, Insecta, Lepidoptera, Plutellidae. Gene Ontology annotation, molecular function: transcription coactivator activity. Gene Ontology annotation, biological process: regulation of transcription by RNA polymerase II. Gene Ontology annotation, cellular component: SAGA complex. The record is from RefSeq and is a predicted model, not a curated record.
UGUUGUGUAAAAAACUAAAUAUUUCCAUUAUAAUAGCAAUAUAAAUAGGCAAAGAAAGCCAUGGCGUCCGACACACUAAACAUAGCCCGCCGUAAAUUAAACGAAGCACUGGGGGAUAAAGCCACAAAGUACCUCAACCAAAUGAAGCUUUGGUUCCGAAUGAAACUGACCAAAGAGGAGUUUGACGCCGAGGCCAGGUCCUUGCUCACUGCAGACCAGGUCCACUACCAUAAUGAGUUCCUCUUAGCGCUACUGAACAAAGUAGAAGGCCUGGCUGAAACGUCCAUGUCGAUUGCUCAAGAAAAGGCGAACUCCCAUAGCAGAAACAGCCGACGACACAAAAGGACCUCGCGAGGCACAUCGGAGAAGUCCAACUUCGAGUCCGCAGACCUGCUGGAGUACCUCGCGCCCAACUCCCCGCCCGGCGCCGGCAGUGAUGUCGUCAAAUAUGCUGUACAGGAGAUCUUCCUGCCGGACCACGCGCUGGUGGUGGGCCGGUUCAUGCUGGCCGCGUGGGAGCUCGGCCUGGAGGGCGCUGACGACGAGGCCGCUGAUCUCAUUGUUGUUUCAGUACAGAACUUCCUGAAAAAUGUGAUAGCAGCAGUAGUAUCCCAACGCAAGGGCUACAAGACACGCAACAAAAACUUCAUGUAUGAUGUUGGCUGCGACAUCCCAAACAUGUGGCUGCGGAACACUGCCAACUACUAUGACCCUCAGAGCGAGGGGCGGGUGGACCUGGAUGAUGGGGCUGAGCCACUAGAGCCGAGGUGCCCUCCCACCAUCGAUGAGGUUGAACAAGCAACUGCAUUUGAGAUUGCUUGCAGUGCCCCAAACCCGAAUCCAAACGACGACAAGCUGACUAUAGAAGAGUUUUACGACACGCUACUUGUUCAUAGAAACGUGAUCGCGAGCCACUCCGUCUAUGCAGUGAACAUGGAGAGGUUAGCCGCCCUGCUCAAUCAUUCCACCUAUUAGUUUGUAAGCUGUAUUUAUUGUAAAUAAAAUAGUAAUGUUUAAGAUUAAGGUUAAAAUAGAAUAAAGGAUUAACAACAUUUGAA